Messenger RNA from Aspergillus puulaauensis, 3426 nucleotides. RefSeq names its product ankyrin repeat protein. Gene Ontology annotation, cellular component: membrane. The record is from RefSeq and is a predicted model, not a curated record. The transcript has a single exon. Gene Ontology annotation, molecular function: metal ion transmembrane transporter activity; protein binding. The coding region runs from base 1 to 3426 and encodes 1141 amino acids. NCBI's taxonomy places the organism in Eukaryota, Fungi, Ascomycota, Eurotiomycetes, Eurotiales, Aspergillaceae. Gene Ontology annotation, biological process: transmembrane transport; metal ion transport.
AUGGUCAACGGAGAAAUGUCCCGCUCCCGCUCUAGCAUAACCAGCUCCAGCCACGAUCGACUCGAACCGCGGCUCGUGAAAGCCGCCGCAAGCGAUGCGCUCGAAGACCUGCGCGAUGUCGUCGCGACCGCGCGCGAAAACGGCCAGUUGACUGAUGGGUUCCUGCGCGUGGGGCUUAUGCGCGCCUGCGAAAGGGGCAGGUUUAAUGCGGCGCAGUAUUUGCUUUCGUUGGGGGCUGUGCCGGAUUUGUUUUCUGCGCCUGGGACUACGAAUGCGAAUGCGAGUGCGAAUGCGAAUACAAAUGCGCAAGGUAGUGGAGGUGGGAAUAAUACCGGUGGCGGUGGUGGAAGGGUGACGGCGUCGCCGCUGCUCAAGGCUGUGGAGAAGAAUCAUGUGCGGAUUGCGCAGGUUCUGCUUGACUACGGGGCUUCGACGGAGAUUGGAGAUAGGAAGGGGAGAACGGCGAUUAUGACGGCCGCGUGGAAGAAUCAUUUCCAUAUCUUGCAGGUCCUGAUUGCGCGCGGGGCGGAUGUGAAUGCACGCGAUCUGAGGCAGCGGAAUGUCUUGCAUAACCUUGCAGCGGAUAAGAUGUGUGAUUGGGGGGAGGAUGUGAUUCGGUUGUUAUUGGAAACUGUGUGUGAGGUUGAUGCGCGCGAUGAGCUGGGGAGAUCGCCGUUGCAUUGGGCGUGCGCGACGGGGAAGGAGAGGUUGGCGGAGAUGUUGCUUGCGCGGCCGAUGAUUAUCAAUGCGCGGAGUACGGGUGGGAUUCCGAUCGCUGGGGCGGACGUCAAUGCAGUUGAGGGGAGGAAUAAGACGGCGUUGCAUUUGGCUGUAGCGCAUGGAAAUGAGAGCAUUAUCUCGUUGCUUCUGCGGCAUGGCGCUGAUGUGAAUGCGCGGAGUGAUGGCGGGUGGACACCGUUGCAUAAUGCGUGUGACCGCGGGAGUGAGAGCAUCGUCAGAAAGCUGCUAGGUGCUGGCGCGAAGAUCAACUCGCAACUGCUGAAUGGGGCGUCACCAUUGCAUGCGGCGGCGCAGGGUGGGCACAGUGAAGUUGUAGAGUGUCUGCUCGAGCGUACGGAUCUGAAGCAGCGGUUGAGGGACAACUUCGGGAGCACGCCUUUCCUCGGCGCUGCGCACUCCAAGCACAAGAAUAUUGUUGCGCUUCUGGCACCGUACAACAACGUGACGGCGCUGAGCGAAGAUGCGCGCGGUGCCUGCGAGGGCUUUGAAGCGACGGUUGUGGAUUUUGGAAACUUCCACAAUGGGAACCGGGUUAAGCGCACUUCGGUGUUUAACCUACUAUACGGACGCGACGCCGAGAACCACAGAAAACAAGCGUGGAAUGCACUACCAUCCCACAGCAAGGCCACUGAUUUCCGCUGGAUACACCUUCCCGCGAACAAUAUGGCAUGGGUUGAAGCCCUGCUAACCAAGGCGUUUAUCGAGGAAGGCGCGCAUGAUGUGGAUAGUUUCAAGGUUUUGGAGAGGUCGUUCAACUACCAGCAUCGCGGCCAGAAAAUGCAUUCAAACUUUAUGCGCCCACUGUGUCAGAGCACACAUAGGGCACCGAGGACCCGGGAUGAAGUACGUACUGACAGUGCGGAGGAGACAGAGGUGGAAAUCCGGUCACCGCAGAUAGUAAUAAAUGGCUUCUCAAAAUAUCCGCCACUGCCGCCGCUGCCGUUGCCAUCACCGAAGGUAGAUGGCGGAGGUAAAAGCAAGAAGCAAAAGUCAGGAGGAAAGAUGGAGCGGCUGGAUUCGUAUUCUCAGGAUGACAACCCGAGCAGUUCGCAAGGCAAGAAAGGCAAGAAAGGAGGAACGCAGACGCCCAAAGGUGGGACACCCAAGCCUCCAUAUAUGGGACGAGACAAGUCUCCGAAUCCUAAGAGUUUCUGCAAAGACAAACCGGCACUGUUGGAAAGCAACAUCUGUUACUUUAUGCCAUACCUGCAUUUCGAGACGGCUGAACGAAGAGAGAAGAUGCAAGAGGCGAUCCAGGAAACGCAGAAGGUCAAGACGCCCCAGCAGGGUAUUGAGAGAAAACCCACGCGCGACGAGUUGCUUCUGCGUGCCCAUCUCACAUCGUCGACGACGUCACUCCAUAUUCGACGCACGCUGGACCAGUUCUUCUAUCCCAACAUCGACACGCAGUCGCGUGACCUGGAUCAAGUCGUGUACCGUUACCAAACAAUGGGAUCUCGCACCCCAGAGCCAAAGGUGUUCAUGGUUGACCAGCUCUGGAUGUGGAUUCUGGGACCGAGUUUGGUUGUGACAAGCUUCCCCCAACGAUGGGACCAACCGAAGAACGAUCCGUUGAACGUGCUGGACGGGAUUAUCGAAGAUAUCAAUUCCAAGACCCGCGAGCGCGUGCAGUCCAUUUACGAUCUGGCCCUUAGCAUCACCAACCGCUGCUCAGGGGUGUUUGAUAGACACCGAAUGGGCGAUGACGAAUACCAGUUUCUCGAUAUGUUCGAAUCAUCUAUCGGCAUCGCGACAGACCGCGAGAGUUUGCUCUUCCAACAGUUCAACCGGGCCUCGGCGCAGGCAUCGGAUUGGCUCAAAAACCACCGGAAGCUCAGUCGAUUUGCGCGGCGGAAAGAAAAAGACGUGGCCAAGAAUUUAAACAAAGAGGAGAAAAAGAAGAAAAAGAACGAUGAUGAGCUUGAUGACGAGCCGCUGUUUGUCGAUAACUUGCUAGACAUCGGCCAGGAAACAGAUCUCCUUGCCGAGGCGAAGGAUAUACGUGACGAGCUCAACAUGAUCCGGAUGGUACUUCAGCACCAGCAACACGUUCUUGUUGACUUCCAGGAAGUGGUGUGCGAGAUGUACCUCAGCCGCGGGGACCCGCAGCGGGAGAUCAAGAAGCGGUUCGGAGAGCAGCAGCGGACAAUUGAUAUGCACUUAAAGGAUAUCGACCGCAUGGACAAGCAGGCUGAACGCAUCUACUCGUCCAUCACCGACCUUCUUGACCUAAAGCAGAAGCACGCCAAUGCCUUCGAGGCCCGAUUCGCUCGCGAUCAGGCGGCUGGGACGACGCGGCAGGGCAAGAUUCUCAUGGUUUUCACGAUCGUGACCAUUGUGUUCCUCCCACUCUCAUUUAUCACGUCAGUGUUUACCAUCAACAUGCCUGAGUUUGAGAAUAAUUUAACCCUCGCAUAUGUGGCCAAAUACACCUUUGGAGUCGGCUUUGGGAUCUCAAUUCCACUGGUGCUGCUGGCUUUGGUGCUCGACGACAUUGGAGAUGUUUUCCAGGAAGGACUGCGGCGGGCUCGAGGAUGGAUUAGAGAAAGUCGGCAUAGAAAAGAUCAAUUGGUGCUGGAGAGGAUGAAAACGCAGCGCUCCAACCGAGAGAGGACGUUGCUCCCGACGAGAGAGAUCGAGAGGAAGUUCGAUCUGGACUUGGAGCUGGACCAGAAAACUGUAUAA